GCGUGGCUAGUGUCCGGAGGCACCGAGGAGGCGCGGAAGCAUGGCGGCGCCCGAGGAGCGGAGGUCGGAGGACUGCGACGAGGAGGAAGAGGAGGCAGAGCAGCUGGUUCUGGUGGAAUUGUCAGGAAUUAUUGAUUCAGACUUUCUCUCAAAAUGUGAAAAUAAAUGCAAGAUUUUGGGAAUUGACACUGAGAGGCCCAUUCUGCAAGUGGACAGUUAUGUCUUUGCUGGGGAAUAUGAAGAUACUCUUGGUACCUGUGUUAUAUUUGAAGAAAAUGUUGAACAUGUGGACACAGAAGGCAAUAAUAAAACAGUGCUAAAAUAUAAAUGCCAUACAAUGAAGAAGCUCAGCAUGACAAGAACUCUUCUGACAGAAAAGAAGGAAGGAGAAGAAAACAUAGGUGGGGUGGAAUGGCUGCAAAUCAAGGAUAAUAAUUUCUCCUAUAGACCCAACAUGAUUUGUAGCUUUCUGCAUGAAAAUGAAGAUGAAGAAGUUGUAUCUCCAGCCCCAGAUAAACCCUUGGAGUUGGAAGAGCAAGAGAUUCAAAUGAAAGACAGCUCAAACCUGAGUUAUGAACAGGAGAAACCACGGCACUUGGAAAUAGAGGAUUCUGGUCCUCUUAAUGAUAUCCCUUUUUCUGAGACAGAAGGUUCUAUUUUUGUGGAAACUCAAGAUGCUGCCUUAGAAAUGACUCCUAGAUGAUAUGUUUCUCAUAAUAAUUAGUUUUGAACUUUAAUUAGAGUUUUUAUGUAAAAUGA
Galeopterus variegatus (Sunda flying lemur) is the source of this 759-nucleotide messenger RNA. RefSeq names its product general transcription factor IIIC, polypeptide 6, alpha 35kDa (gene GTF3C6). The coding region runs from base 41 to 703 and encodes 220 amino acids. The transcript is spliced from 6 exons. Gene Ontology annotation, biological process: transcription by RNA polymerase III. Lineage: Eukaryota; Metazoa; Chordata; Mammalia; Dermoptera; Cynocephalidae. The record is from RefSeq and is a predicted model, not a curated record. Gene Ontology annotation, cellular component: transcription factor TFIIIC complex.